AUGGUUAUAAAAAGUUAUUUUCUUCUUAUAAACAAUAGGAGAUACAUUUCUAUGUUAUGUAUUAAUUAUUUGUACUUUAAAACUUGUAUUAUUGUUUUUAUUAAUUUUAAUAUCACUAUGAAUGCAGUUGCAUGGAUGGACAUUGCCUUAAAAAAAGCUGCGGCUUCACUAAAAGUUGGUGAAGUUCCGGUUGGAUGUUUAUUUAUAUAUAAUAAUGAAAUAAUUGCAGAAAGUAAUAAUACUGUUAAUGAAACUUGUAACGCAACUAGACAUGCUGAAAUGAAUUGCAUUGAUCAAGUUUUAGUAUUCUGUAAAGAAAGAUGUUUAGAUUAUAAAGAAGUUUUUUCUAACAUUGAUAUUAUUGUUACUGUUGAACCAUGUAUAAUGUGUACGUCUGCAUUAUAUCAAUUACGAGUACGCAGUAUUAUUUAUGGCUGUAGAAAUGACAGGUUUGGAGGAUGUGUGAGUGUUUUCAAAGUAUCCAAUGUUUAUGAUACCAAAGUAACAAUAAUAGGAGAUAUUAAAAGUAAAGAAGCAAUAAAUUUACUUAAAAAUUUUUAUGAAGGUACAAAUCCAAAUGCACCAGAAUGUAAAGCUAAAAAAAAGUUAUAAAAUAAAAAAUUGAAAAUCAAUAAUAAAAAAUUAUGAUAUUGAGUUUGAUUGUAUAAUUUUUUCAUUGUUUUUUUAUAUAUUAUGAUGCACCUAAUAAUAUAAGUGAUAACUAUUAUUAUUUUAAUAUGUUCUCAUACUUGUUUGUGCAUUUUAUGAUUUUAUUAAAAAUUACUGUAUGUAUUAAAUGUUAUUAAAUACACCAUGUAUGAUCCAAAGCACAUUUUCCUUGAUACCAUCUUAUAAGCAACUGAUUUCGUAGUGUAUAAUCUUUCAAUUCCAUUCCGUCGACCUAAAAAAUAAUAUCACAUAAAAAAUUAAUAAAUAUAAAUCAUAUUUUUUUUAAAGUGACUUUUAUAGUGACUUUUUCUAGAACUUACUAUAGAAGGUGGAAAGAUCCUUUGAAAAUCCAUUUUGUUUUGAUGUUCUUUAUAACUUUGAGAUAAAAUAAUUUUAAUCUCUGGUGUGAAACAUGGAUUACAAAGUUGACAUUCUAUUACAAAACAAUCUUUGCAAUUUGCACAAAAUUUUGGUAAUACUACUAAAUUUUUAGUUGCAACUUCCAUUUCAUAUCCCAGUUUAUUUCUGUAAUGUAAAUAUUUGAUUUAAAAACAAAUUUUAUUUUGUAUAUGAAAACUUUAAAUAAUUUAUUAAAGAAUAUAAAUGACCUUGUUUCAAAAUUAUUCUCUUUAAUCCUUUGACCAAUACCAACGAGUGCAAAUAAAUUAAAUAAAACUUGCUCAUAAAGUAAUUGAUUAGGUGGAUAGUGUGCAGAAGAUAAAUUUGGAGACAUAUUUGCUUCCAUUGUAUAUACAUUCAAAUCUUCAUCAAGUGUGAAAUCGAAUCUGACCAAUUCAAAAUAAUUUCUUCCACCGCCGAAACGUUGAAUUGCUUCUUUUACUUGGCCUUCUUUCAUUAGUGCCACUUCUCUAAUUGCCUCAUGUAUAUUGCUCCAUAUUUUUUGAGGAUCUUUUCCUUUUGAUGUUAUAUAUGCAUCCAAUGAAUCUUUCAUUGAAAAUCCAAAAUGAACAUAAUAGUUUUUUAAAGAUGGUACUUCCCAAAUAGGUCGAUAAUCGUCACCAAUAACAUACUUAUCUAAAUUAUUGCUAUCAAAUGGAUAAUAUUCUAUUGGACAAAAUCUAAGUAAAACAUCUCCUUUGUAAACAUAUACUCUUAGUGGAUCAAUUGAUGUAAUUACAGUAUAAAUGCCUAUAUCAAACUUAUAAUUAUCAAU
Messenger RNA from Vespa velutina, 1843 nucleotides. RefSeq names its product tRNA-specific adenosine deaminase 2. Gene Ontology annotation, molecular function: tRNA-specific adenosine-34 deaminase activity. The record is from RefSeq and is a predicted model, not a curated record. Gene Ontology annotation, cellular component: nucleus; cytoplasm. NCBI's taxonomy places the organism in Eukaryota, Metazoa, Arthropoda, Insecta, Hymenoptera, Vespidae. The coding region runs from base 1 to 612 and encodes 203 amino acids. The transcript has a single exon. Gene Ontology annotation, biological process: tRNA wobble adenosine to inosine editing.